GUCGUCUGGUGGGGAUGAAUUGUGCAUCAACGCAGAGGGCAGCGGCGCAUGGAACGGUGGAUCACACAAGGAACAGGAAGGCACCAUACGCACCAAACUCAAGAAGUACACCUCCAAAUCAUCGUUCACGAGCUCAAGUAGCGCGGAUAAGCACAGAGAGAAGACUGUAUCCUCCUUCGAUAACUUUGGGUGUUUGGUGUUGAAUGAAUGGUGCUCGGAUAAGGUUCUGGCCAGCAUGUCACCGGUGACCAACUACCGUGCGCGCAAGGAGCCGAUACAGUUUGUGUUCAUGGUUAGAGACAGUCGCGAACGCGUCGUGCGGCUGCAGGCGCAGUUUCUGCAGGAUACAGUGAAGGAUAUACAGAACACCUUGGUAACACACAUGGUGAAGCCAUCCCUACCCCUUGGGCCAAGCAAAGGCAGCACCAAUCACCACACCCAGGACGCCAACAAGACCUCCGCCAAUGCAGCGUCCGGGGAUGGGGCUGACGGAAAGGUUGACACCAAGCAAUCCGGCUCAAACUCCUCACUCCGACAAACGCUGCAAGUGGACUCGAGGGGAGAGAUGCGUCGCUACUCAACCUCCGAGAUGGCCAUAGCCAAUAUAGGGGCGGGGCAAUCGUCUGAGGGCAAUAAGUAUGUGGUGCCCGAGAACGUCGACAGUUUGCAGCAAGACGAGGUGUGUCCGUGGGACGAUGUCCAGCCGCUGAAGGCUCAGACGUCCGCAACCACCGCCAGCCACUCGGUAGUCACACGCACCAACAGCCGAUCACUGUCUACCGCGGGCAAGAAGCUGAGCAAGACGUUGAGUACGGGUAGUGGCACGAGUGGGAACGAACAAAUGCGUCGAGGUGAUGGGAAGGCCCACAGCAACAACAAGGUGGAAAUGUCUGUGGUGUUGGCUGCAGGGCCGAACCGCGGCAGCCCUAAGAUUGAUAUGCCUUUACUAUUCACGGCAGGUCCUUCGAAGGGACAUAACCUUAAGAAGAGUGGGUCGAGCAAAUCGAGGAAUAAGAACAACAGUAGCAGCACAAGCAUCGGUGACCUUAGUAGUGCAGAUGGCAAGCACAAGGACAAGAAGGAUGGGAGCAAGAAGGGCCUCAGUUAUGUAGCUAAGAAGCGGAGGGGUUCUUUGGGGAUUGGUAGCCUGAGUUCAAAUCGAGUCGAACACUCUUGAUAGAUAUGUGUUAGAAUAUGUAUGUACAUAGGUGAUUAAGUUUAGCUUGCAAUACAC
Molecule: messenger RNA, 1234 nt
Organism: Sphaeroforma arctica JP610
Lineage: Eukaryota; Ichthyosporea; Ichthyophonida
Exons: 1
Source: RefSeq, a predicted model, not a curated record